AUUGAAGUUUUUAUUGAAUUUAGAGAGUUUGGCUCAAAGGGGUGAUUUUAGUGAAAUUAGGGUUUGACGUUUGCAUUCACUUCCCUUCUCUCCUUCCCUUCCCCUUUGCCGGCGCUUCUUUCUCCGUUGCACCGCCGCUAUCCAGCCUCUCCACGCUGCACCUGAGUUCUCUACCCCCUCCUUAUUAUUUCUUUUUUCACUUCAUAUCUCUUUCUCCACCGUUCUCAGUUCCAUCGUGGAUCUUCUCUUUCUCUUCUUGUAUCGAAAUUGCGGGUGAGUUACUAUGGCUAUGGCAGAAGAGGAUCCUAAGCCACUUGCAUAUAUACCGGAGAUUAUACUGAAGAAAAGAAAGGUAAAUGAAGCAGCGGCAUUGAGAAGAAAGGAGCAGUUGGAGUUAAGGAAGCUUAGUUCGAAGAAAAACAAGGAUGGUUUUAUUAAACUACCUGAGGAAUUUGUCAGAGAAUAUCGUGCUAGGGAACUGGACCUUGUCAAAAUGAAGCACAGGAUAAAGAGAAAAAGAUCUGCUAUUGUGCCAUCAACAUCUAAAUUGAUUUUUAUAAUUCGGAUACAGGGCAAGAACGACAUGCAUCCAAAGACAAGGAAGAUCUUAUAUAGUCUCGGAUUAAGUAGAAUUUUCAGCGCAGUUUUUGCCAAGGCUAAUGAGAGUAUUCUAGGGAAGCUACAGAGGGUGGAGCCAUACGUGACAUAUGGAUACCCUAAUCUGAAAAAUGUGAGGGAGCUCGUAUAUAAGAAGGGAUUCGCAAAGAUAGACAAACAAAGAGUUCCUCUGACUGAUAACAACAUUAUUGAACAGGCAUUGGGGAAACAUGGUAUCGUGUGCAUGGAAGAUAUGGUGCAUGAAAUCGCUAAUGUUGGCCCUCAUUUUAAGGAGGUAAUUUCCUUUUUAUGGCCAUUUGAACUUGAAAAGCCAGGAGGGGGCUGCCUUCAAGGGAAAAAGUCAUCGUACAAGGAAGGUGGAGAUAGUGGUAAUAGAGAAGAUGACAUCAAUGAUCUGAUUAAUGAGAUGAAUUAGGCAAAAGCCUGAAGGGGGAAUAUCCAGUAGUUUCUGUAAUGCAAUUUUUGUAGGCUACAAUGAGUUUGUAUCUUGUUCAACUCAUUUGCUUCAUAUGUUUUGGGUUUUUUUACGUUAUUUCUUAUGUCCUAGAGAAAAAAGGAAAAGCUUGGAUCUGUUAUAUAUUUAACAACAUAAUAUCAUCCACAAAGCCUUCCUCUUGGUAGACAUUUUGUCUCUACUAGUUUGUUUCACUAGAUUCUUGUUUUUGAAUAUGAUGAAUCAACGUAACCGAGAAAGCUUGGAUCUGUUAUAUC
Cucumis sativus (cucumber) is the source of this 1329-nucleotide messenger RNA. RefSeq names its product 60S ribosomal protein L7-1. Gene Ontology annotation, molecular function: structural constituent of ribosome; RNA binding. The coding region runs from base 284 to 1033 and encodes 249 amino acids. Gene Ontology annotation, biological process: maturation of LSU-rRNA from tricistronic rRNA transcript (SSU-rRNA, 5.8S rRNA, LSU-rRNA). The transcript is spliced from 6 exons. Gene Ontology annotation, cellular component: cytosolic large ribosomal subunit. NCBI's taxonomy places the organism in Eukaryota, Viridiplantae, Streptophyta, Magnoliopsida, Cucurbitales, Cucurbitaceae. The record is from RefSeq and is a predicted model, not a curated record.